AAGCGAAAGGCAGCGCUCAGUUCGGCACCAGUUCCCGGUCAAUCUUCCUUGCACUCACAAUGUACAAGGUAACCGUCGCCCUCCUCGCCACCCUGGCGGUGGCAGCCGCUCUGCACAUCCCCAACGUGCGCACCGGCGCCACGGACAACGUCCACAUCAGUGGACAGGAUGUUGCCCAACGCCAGAAGGUGGUGCUGCAGCUGCUGAGGAACGUCGGCCAGAAGAACAUGUACCCCGAACUCGUCGCCAUGGGCCAGAACUGGAACCCCAUGCAGAUCGCUGACCGUUACGCAAACCAGUAUGUCGUCAAGAACUUCGUCAACAUGUGGAAGCAGGGUACCCUGCCCCGCGGCGAGAUCUUCCACGUGUACAACGACUCCCAGCUGAAGGAGGUGGUCGCCCUGUUCGACAUGCUCUACUUCGCCAAGGACUUCGAAACCUUCAUCAAGACCGCCGCCUGGGCCCGCGACAACGUCAACGAGUCCCAGUUCGCCUACGCCUUCUCCGUCGCCGUCGUGCACCGCGAUGACUGCGCCGGCCUGGUGCUCCCUCCGCUGUACGAAGUCGCUCCCCAGCUGUACCUCAACUCCGGCGACAUCAUGGAGUUCAUGAGCGCCAAGAUGCAGGGUCAGAUCAACUACGUCAAGAUGACCAACUGGACCGGUGGCGAGAUCAUCAACCCCGAGCAGCUCCUGGGCUACUUUACCGAGGAUGUCGGCGUCAACGCCUACCACGCCUACGCCCACCUCUACAUGCCCUUCUGGCUCAACUGCGAGAAGUACGGCAUCACCACCUGCCAGAUGCGCGGAGAGGCCUUCUACUACUACUACCAGCAGAUCCUCGCCCGCUACAACCUGCAGCGUAUGGCCAACUACCUGCCCGAGCUCGAGGACUUCGACUGGGAGGAGACCAUCAAGACCGGCUACAACCCCGACCUGCUCUACCCCAACGGCGCCCAGUUCCCCGCCCGCCCCGCCGAGCAGGACAUCUCCAGCAUCAAGUCCUACAACAUUGAGGACCUGAAGGCCAUCGAGCAGAGGAUUAAGGACGCCAUCGACUCCGGCUUCGUGCUCGGCAAGGACGGCAACAAGAUCCCCAUCAACCAGUACGUCAAGGGCAUCAACAUCCUCGGCAACAUCAUCGAGGGCAACCAGGACUCCGUCAACUCCCGCUACUACGGCUCCUACCAGACCAUGAUCCGCAACCUCCUAGCCCUCAUCAUGGACCCCACCAACGAGCACGGCGUCGCCCCCGGCGUCAUCGGCCACUACGAGACCGCCCUCCGCGACCCCGCCUUCUACAUCCUCCAGAAGUACAUCAACAACAUGUUCGCCCAGUACAAGAACAACCUGCCCGCCUACAAGCCCGAUGACCUGUACUUCAACGGAGUCACCGUCCAGGACGUCGCCGUCGACAAGCUCGUCACCUACUUCGACCUCUUCGACAUUGAUGUCAGCAACGCUGUCGACGUCGCCUCCAUCGACGAACUCGAGAAGCUCAACUACAUCGCCAAGGCAAUGCGUCUCAACCACCAGCCCUUCAACUACAAGAUCAAGGUCUCCAGCAACCAGAAGACCAGCGCCGUUGUCCGCGUCUUCCUUGGACCCAGCACCGCCCUCACCCACUCCAACUUCUACGGCGAGCAGGCCUCUGAUGUCUACUACGGACACGACACCGCCGACCUCGACAGGCUCAGGAACUAUUUCGUCGAGCUCGACCGUUUCCCCGUUGAGCUGAAGAACGGCGACAACCUGAUCAAGCGCAACUCCCGCGAGUUCACCACCACCGUCGGCGACAACGUCUCCUUCAAGUCCCUGCUCAAGAGCGCCGAGAGCGGCAGCACCGUCCUCUCCAGCGUCGACCGCCAGUGCGGUUUCCCCGACCGUCUUGUCCUGCCCAUGGGCCACAAGGCCGGAGUCCCCUACGCUUUCUUCGUCAUGGUCACCCCCUACGGUGCCGACGAGCACGAGCACGCUGACUACUACCACUCCGAGAAGGUCAACUACCAGACCGGCGUUAAGGACAUCUACUCCUGCAACGGACUCAUGACCGUCCUCGACAACCGUCCCCUCGGCUUCCCCUUCGACCGCCAGAUCGAGAACUUCGGCCGCUUCUACAUGCCCAACAUGUACUUCAAGGACGUCGCCAUCUUCCACAAGGACACCGCCACCGACAACAACAACGUCCUCAUCAACAAGAACGUCAAUGACUUCGACAGCGUGCUCCCCCAGCAGACCGCCCACAAGUACACCCCCAGCCACAGGCUCUUGGACGAGGACAUCGUCCGCGAGGACGACGACAUCCGCGCAUACCUGUAAGCUGUGGGCCUGUACUCAGGACGCAAGCGACUAGCCCUGUGAGCACUAUUAUACACAAGGACCAUUAAGUGCACUACGCAAACUGAACCCCGCUGUGUUGCCUUUACAACCGGGCAUGUCAACCUGCCGCUGACAGGUUGGGGACCGCUUCGGCACUCCUCGGCCGUGCUCGGGGCCUGCUUCGGGACCCACCUCGAGCCGUGUGAGCAGUAGUAGCCCGCCCCGCCACUCGACCACGCCAACGGGGCCUCGCUCGCUUGGCUCGAGGUGGGUCUCGAAGCAGGCCCCGAACACGGCCGAGGAGUGCCGAAGCGUUCCCCAACCUGUCAGCGGCGGGUUGACGCCCAGUUGUAAAUGCGCGCAGAAACUACCGAAUGCGUAGUCCAUCUACUUAGCCUAAUGGUCCUUGACUGGACACCGCAAAUAAAAUCUUGCCUCUGUUCACAAAAAC
Messenger RNA from Frankliniella occidentalis (western flower thrips), 2769 nucleotides. Its product is annotated as allergen Cr-PI-like. The transcript has 3 exons. Lineage: Eukaryota; Metazoa; Arthropoda; Insecta; Thysanoptera; Thripidae. The record is from RefSeq and is a predicted model, not a curated record. Bases 60 to 2318 code for a protein of 752 amino acids.